This is a messenger RNA of Polyodon spathula (Mississippi paddlefish), 3725 nucleotides long. Its product is annotated as zinc finger protein 665-like. The coding region runs from base 290 to 3490 and encodes 1066 amino acids. Lineage: Eukaryota; Metazoa; Chordata; Actinopteri; Acipenseriformes; Polyodontidae. The record is from RefSeq and is a predicted model, not a curated record. The transcript is spliced from 3 exons.
UCCAUGUUGCAACACAAUAAAAUGUGGAAAAAAAGUCCAAGGAGGGGUGAAUACUUUUAAGAGCCACUGUGUGUGUGCGUGGUACAGGGAAUUCACAAACACCGCGUCUCUAUAUCCAAGAGAAUCAGAGUCCAGCAUUUUAACAAUUGUUAUUGGCAUAGGCUUCCAGUUUGCCCCUAAGAAUGGCGGCGCCCUGGCUGGCCUCACCCCUGCGGGGCGGAAGUGGCCGCUCUGCGGUUUGUCUUGUGCUCGAUGGUGGAGUCGGAGGCCGUGUCGAAAAAGAUCUGAAAUGGAUUCUGGCUGGAGCCUAUCUGCCCUCGUCUCCCCAAACCCGGGGGGAGGAACCCCGACAGGGCACCAACAGCAGGAAGCAGAAGAAGAAUCACUCACAGUAGCAGGAAGGGGAAAGAGACGCUCGCUGUUCCCAAAAAUCGGAAUGUCCAAAUUCCAAAACCUCGGAGACCAGGGUUACAGAAGGAGGCACAGAUCAGAGACCGGCAGACAGAAAUUCGAAAAGAAACGUUGCAGAAAAUUCGGAGCCAGUUUCAUCGACCAGUUCAGCAUUCGUCAGGAUCUGGGAAGCGAUUCCGACUCAGAUAUCGAGGGAGAGGAAGAGACCGAGGAUGAUCUAAAAGAUGAUUUGGUAGGAGAGGAUUUAGAAGAAGACCACGAGCAACAGGACAGGAAAUCCGGAGAGGUCAGGCUUUUCCUGAACGACAGGAUCAUGAAGUCGAAGCUCUGGAAGAAAGACGACGAGACAGAGACUCAAUUCCCAAACUUUGAGCGCAGGAUCUUAAUCCCGGGAACGGGGGUCAAGCUUUCCGAGCUGGGGUUGGAAUUGGAAGGUUCGGAAUCGGAGGAUUUGGGGGACCCCGGGGAUGUGAGGGAGCUGGAAUAUUUGGAGGAGGAGGAUGAAGAGGAGGGGGUGAAGGGGGAGUUUCUAGGAGAUGGUUCUAUUGACGAGCACGGUCCGCACGUCCACUACAACAAACGCAAGACGGCGGACUACUUCUCCAGCCUGAUCGCUGGCAAAGGGGCUUUCUUUCCAGGGAAACUUGUCAAAUCAAAUCGUAAUAAAAAAACUAAGCUUCCCUUUCCUUCCAAGUGUUCCACGAACGUCGCUGCUUUCGGGAGCAGCAAGCUGCAGAGCCGCGUGGCCGUCAAAAACCUGAACAGAUUUCCCAGAGGUGACGGGAUGGAGAGAGGGGAGGAGGAGACGUGUUUUAUAAACGAGUUCGGAAUGGCGCAUCCUUCAAACCACCUGCAGAUAAAGGGAGAGAGGGACGAUAUAGAGGAGGAAAGGGGCCAUGAUCCCACGGAGGACAGCACAGGAGUAAAGGCACAUAAAAAUAAGAUGCUGCUGAUCUCCUCAGCCAGACCAAGCAGAAAACUACAGGGAGAGAGACUAGCGUCCGACAGCUUCUCCAACAGGGUUGUAAAAGUGGUCCCUAGGAUCUUGUCCGGAUGCCAGAACUCGCAGGACAGUAAGUCCUCAGUGAAGUCAGAAAAUAAUGAAGAUGGCCAUAAUAAUACAGAAGAUUUAGAUGGGAUGGAGAAAUUGGAGACAGGCUUUUCGGUGAAAUCGGAAAGGCCAAAAGCUUGUUGUAGAGUCAUCGAUAGGGAAUUUGUCAAGAUGGAGGAGGAGGAAGAAGGAGGAGGAAAGGAUUUGGAAGGACUGGAGGAAGAGAAGGAAUCAGUUUUCAUUAAUGAGCUGGGUCAGGAGGAAAAGCAGCAGCAGGAGGAGGAGGAGGAGGAGGGUGGAAAGGGGGAUGAAGCCUUUUCUGAAGGGGAGGAGGAGGAGGAGGAGGGGGAGAUUUCAGAAUUUGAUGAGGAUUUAGAAGAAGACGAGGAAGGAGAGGAGCCAGAAAAAAAACCAGACCGACGGAGAACCGAAAAAAAUCGGAGAACCUCCGACCCUGAAACCGAAGCCUCCCCCGAGGGCCCCAGCAAGGAGGAGCUGUUCCACUGCUCCGUGUGCGAGCAGACCUUCCGUUUCAAGUCCGGUCUGAAGCGCCACUUUGCGCGGCACACGGUGGCCAAGCCCUUCCCCUGCUCGCGCUGCCCUAAGACCUUCAAGCACUCCUUUAACCUUUCCUCGCACCUGCGCACUCACUCCGGGGACAAACCCUACGUCUGCCCGCUCUGGCAGAAGGGCUUCUGGGACUCCACCGGGCUGCUGCACCACCAGGUGGUGCACACUGGGGAGCGGACGCACCAGUGCCCCGUCUGCGAGAGCCGCUUCUCCCUGUGGAGCAACCUGCAACGACACGUGCGACGCAUGCACAAGCUGGGGAAUGAGACCGAACCCUCCUCGUCGGCAUCCAUCCCCACCUCGUCACCGACCCUCUUCAGCCUCCACCCCUGUGCCGACUGCCCCAAGACCUUCAGCACCGCCAGCAACCUCAAGAAACACCGCAGCCUGGCGCACGGGGAAGGGGAGGGCCCCCCUGCCCGGCCCCGCCCUCAUCCCUGCGAUCUCUGUGGCAAGGCUUUCCGGCAGCGCUGGGAGCUGGAACGCCACUUCAUGCUGCACGCCGGCACGCGCCCCCACUCCUGCCACGAGUGCCCCAAGAGCUUCUCCACGAAGAGCGCCCUGGCACGCCACGGCCUGACGCACCGUAACGAGAGGCCCUUCCCCUGCGGGCUGUGCGGGAAGGCCUUCGGGAGCGCGCGCUACCUGAAGGCGCAUCUCGAGACGCACCGCGAGGGGACCCCCUACGGGUGCGACGUGUGCCACCGCUGCUACGGCCUGGCCUCCAGCCUGCGCAAGCACAAGAGGAGGCACCAGCGCGCCUCGCGGCUCGAGGAGGCCAUCGAGAGGGCUGGCGGGGCGGGUUCUGGGAGCCUCUACUGCUGCCCCGACUGCCGCCUUGCCUUCCCCGCGCCGGAGGAGCUCCGGUCGCACUCCUGCCCACGCCCCAAGAAACCAAAAGAGCCAGGCAGGGAGGCGUGCCUGUGCAGCGAGUGCGGGAAGACCUUCUCCAGCUCCUCCACGCUGCGCCGGCACUUCCCCAUCCACACGGGCGAGAAGCCCUUUCACUGCGCCUCCUGCCCCAAGCGCUUCCGCACAGCCUGCCUCCUGCGCCUGCACAGCCGGGUGCACAGUGAGGCGCGCCCCUUCGCCUGUCCGCUCUGCGCCAAGACCUUCCGCUUUCAGGGGGCGCUGCAGAGGCACCGGCUGGUCCACGAGCGUCGCCGGCAGGCCCCCGAGCCCGAACCCGACCCGCGCAAGAGGCACGCCUGCCCCCAGUGCCCCAAGCGGUUCCGCAGCCCCCGCGAGCUCCGGCGCCACCUGCUGGUGCACACAGGUGAGAAGCCCUACGAGUGCGAGCUCUGUGGGAAGAGCUUCAAGCAGGAGUCCUACCUGAAAUACCACCGCCUGCUGCACGCCGACGAGAAGCCCUUCCACUGCGGGCAGUGCGAGAAGAGCUUCAUCUCGCCCUACCACCUAAGCAGGCACAUCAAAGACGUGCACAAGGUGAAGGCUUAGAGAGACUGGAGGGGAGAGGGCGACUGGGGAGAGGCGGGCUGGGGGAGAGGAGGAGAGAAGCGCUUCAUCUCACCCUACCACUUGAGGGAGAGCAGGAGAAGGACUGGGGGAGGGAGAGAGGGAGGAUGGGGGAAAGGAGAGAAAUGUUUCAGAUUGAGAGGGAGGAGAGAAGAGCUUCAUAUCAAGAGGGAGGGGACUGCACAAAUUCAGAGUUUAUAGAGGGAGGGAAAUUAUC